AUGGCUGUGGCUGUAUUUGCCUUCCAGGAGGAGCGUUUUGUGCUCCUUCUGCAGCUAUUUCUCUAUAUGCAUCUGCCUCACCCAGAGGGCUGGUCUUUCCAGGCAAGAUGCCGCAUCCGGUGCUCAGCAGCAGAGGGACCGAUCCCAAAGAAACAUCUGGCCUUCCUGACAAGAGAGGGAGAGAUCAAAACAGAGGAAGGAAAGCGAAGUGAAGACUUGUUGAGGGAAAUAGACACUGAGAGAAAGAAGGCUGUUGUGGAUUGGAAGCAGAUGCAUGAGAUUCUGGAUGAGCAAAAGCAGCUUGUGCUGGGCUGGCUGGAAGAGAUGAAGGACUAUGUUGUCUACCGACAGAAGGACAUUGUUAGAUUUUCUAGAGAGAGCUGCCACUUCAAGGGACUGGGAAGACAGAAGGGACAGCAGCUCCUGUUGAAUAUAGACAGCUCUGGUUGCAGAGGUGAGAUGUUUGCCUUGAAGCCUCAGACAGAUUUGGUGGAGCUGGAGCAGAGGCUGAGCAUGCUGUCUCAGAAAAGAGUUGUUUUGCAGGAGAUGCUGCAGGGCUUCAAAGAGACUCUCCAUCGGGAACUGAAGAUCAGUGCAGAACGAGGUGAAAAGCCCUGGACUCAAAAUCCACAGGGCCCUGAGGCAAAGAAAGGAAGUAGACAGCCCCUCAGAGCAGGAGAGGGACAAGUGAACGAGAGAGCUGAGAAGCCGCUCGUAGAACAUUCUGAGUGUGAAGAACAGCACGAGAGGCCUAUGGAAACAGAAACAGAGAUCACUCCUCUUCAUCCCAAACCAGAAGACGUUUUGGAGAGCCUGUGUGGAUCAACGAGAGAGGCAGGGAAUGGUCUGAGUAAUGGGGAAGAGGAUAAAUCUUGCCAAGGAAAUGAAAAGAACCUUGAUGGGAAUGUGGUUCAGCAGAGGACUCUGGAAAACAAGAAACAGAAGAUGUGUGCCGAGUGUGGGAAAAGCUUCAGCCAGAGCUCUCGUCUCAUCCGGCACCAGAGAAUCCACACUGGCGAAAAACCGUAUAAGUGUUCGGACUGCGGGAAGAGUUUUUGCCAGCGGUCUGGCCUUAUCGUUCAUCGGCGAACCCACACCGGUGAGAGACCAUACAAAUGCUCACACUGUGAGAAGAGUUUUAGCUUGAACUCCAACCUUAUUGCACAUGAGAGGACCCACACAGGUGAGAAGCCGUUCAAAUGCUCGCACUGCGGGAAAGGCUUCAGCCAGCGGUCGGGCCUCAUUGCACAUGAAGGGACCCACAGGGAAGAGAAGCCAUACAAGUGCUCAGACUGUGGGAAAAGCUUUUGUAGGAGCUCAGAUCUCAUUGUACAUGUGACAACCCACACAGGGGAGAAGCCUUAUAAAUGCUCCCACUGUGGAAAGAGUUUUAGUCGGAGGCCAGACCUCAUUGUUCACGAGAGGACUCACACAGGAGAGAAACCAUAUAAGUGUCCUGAUUGUGGAAAAAGUUUUAGCCAGAGAUCAGGCCUUAUUGCACAUGAACGAACACACAUGGAGGAGAAACCAUACAACUGCAUGAUUUGUGAUAAGAGUUUUAGCCAUAGCUCUCACCUUGCCAUACAUGAGACAACACAUGUGGAAGAGAAGCCUUUCAAGUGCAUGGAUUGUGGGAAAAGCUUUGGUCGGAAGUCAGACCUUGUAGCGCACCAAAGAAACCACACCGGGGAAAAACCAUAUGAAUGCUCAGAUUGUGGGAAAUGCUUCAGCCAGAGACCGAGCUUGAGUGCACAUGAAAGAACCCACAUGGGGGAGAAGUUGUACCCAUGUUUGGAUUGUGGGAAGAGCUUCCGCAACAGCUCCAACCUCAAAUCCCACAGGAGGACUCAUAUCGGGGACAAACCAUACAAAUGUUCGGUCUGUGAGAAAAGUUUCAAAUGGAGCUCCAACCUCAUUGCCCAUGAAAGAACCCACACAGGCGAGAAACCAUACAGAUGCUCAGACUGUGGGAAAAGCUUCAAGUGGAGCUCGGAUCUUAGCAGACACCAGAGAAUCCAUAUGGAGGAGAACUCUUGAAGGGUCUGAAUGUAAAGGACGUGUUUCAGAGUGCUUUCACAGAGUAACUUAGGAAACACAGAUGCAUUUGAGGAGGGGGGAAUUAACUUGUUCAUGUGGGUGCUCCAGUAUGUCAUGUGCAGAAUUG
Molecule: messenger RNA, 2164 nt
Organism: Eublepharis macularius
Lineage: Eukaryota; Metazoa; Chordata; Lepidosauria; Squamata; Eublepharidae
Product: zinc finger protein ZFP2-like
Exons: 8
Coding region: 1-2037 (678 amino acids)
Biological process (GO): negative regulation of transcription by RNA polymerase II
Molecular function (GO): DNA-binding transcription repressor activity, RNA polymerase II-specific
Source: RefSeq, a predicted model, not a curated record